Phanerochaete carnosa HHB-10118-sp is the source of this 636-nucleotide messenger RNA. RefSeq lists its product as uncharacterized. The coding region runs from base 1 to 636 and encodes 211 amino acids. Lineage: Eukaryota; Fungi; Basidiomycota; Agaricomycetes; Polyporales; Phanerochaetaceae. The transcript has 2 exons. The record is from RefSeq and is a predicted model, not a curated record.
AUGUCUAAUAGACGCAAAGUUGGUUUUAGCAGCUCAGCCUCGGAGGCGUCAAGGAGACAGCUCAUGCAGCCUGUGCAAUGCUGGGAGAAGGUCUGGACACUACCCGAUAAUGCACCUCCGAAUUCUACUCUGAAGGUGUACAAGUGGGUCAAGACAGACAAGAUGCAGUACUUCAGCGAUGACGAGGGUGAGACGGACCAGCCGCUGGCGCCCUUACCAGACGAACCAGAGGUGGUCGACGGUGACGAUGAGAUGGAACAAGACGACGAGAACAAGUCUAUUGCACCAGACUCCGUGACAGCACCAGCCUCUCGUGAGGUGUCCGAACCGCUGCAGCCGAGAGAAGAGUCCAAGCCUGCAACACCGAAACCACACCCUCUAUCCGUCUCGUUCCAAGCACCGUCCCCCUCGCCUGCACCGCAAGAUGAUGGUCUUGAUGACUCCUUGAAGCCUGCAGAGGGGGUUUUGGAUGGCGAUCUCACACUGGACAUGUCCGGUAUUGGCCCCGAUGGCGAGCCCUUUGAGAGCGCAGGGGAUAUAUCGCAGUUGCAGUCCGGAGACGCACUGCUAGGCGGCGGCCCGCUACUUGACGAGACAAUGGCAGAUGACCCAUUCGUAAAUGGGCCGCCUGCCUAA